Cyphomyrmex costatus is the source of this 2701-nucleotide messenger RNA. RefSeq lists its product as uncharacterized. The transcript has 7 exons. The record is from RefSeq and is a predicted model, not a curated record. Lineage: Eukaryota; Metazoa; Arthropoda; Insecta; Hymenoptera; Formicidae. The coding region runs from base 1 to 2631 and encodes 876 amino acids.
AUGUCAGCGGGCACCACAAAUCCGAACGAGACUGUCACGCGCGUGGAACACGAUGGCUACCUCGUCGAUGAAGUCGAUUACAUCGACCCGUCAGACCUGCAGUUCGACGACGACGACGUUUGGUUGUAUGUACCUCUACAAUGCUCAACUGGAUCUACAAUUCAGGAUAUAUAUGCCUGGCUGAAGGCAGAACCGGAAUUGGAUGUUCGAAAUAACAAAAAAUGCAUCGACACGAGAACAUUUACGAGACCUAAGAAACGAUCAGCUCGAAUGAGCUUUGAAUCGAUUUUCGAGGGACUACCGCCUUCUACAGCAGAUGUAGAGAAGUUGCAAGAUAUAGAUAUUACACACAUAGAAAAUGUGGAAAAAUAUUUACCUACAAUAAUUAGAGAUAAAGAAUCUGUGCCACCGAUCUUAAAGCCGUCUAUCAAAACGGCUAUAAAUAUCUUAUCCGACGAAAUCUCAGUAUCAUCAGGACAGGAAAGUAUGGAAGCUUUCCUAAACAUGUCACAAUCCAAAGGAAUAGAUUCGUUUAUAAAUUUAGGAGAACCCGAGUUCAGCGAUAUGUUGAUGAACGUAUCACAGCCUUCUAUUUUGAGUACAUCUGUUAUCUCAUCCACAAAUGAGUCCAUAUUUAUUAAAAACAACACACCAUUAGUAACAAAUAAAAAUACGGCUCAAAACAGCGACAUGGAAAAAAGCUCAAAUUCUGAUUAUAUUAAUAAUGAAACAUACGUGAUGAAAAACUCUGACAAAACAAUUACACAAGACACAAUUUAUUGCACAAAUACUCUAAGCAACAAUAGCAAAAAGUUUCUUCAACUUGAUAAAGCCUUGAACGAGACGUAUAAUGCCGAAGCUUUUAGUGGAACGUCAGCAAGAUCGAGUCUCGAUAAAGAAGAAGCCACUUCGUCUUCCACUUUUGUAGCUGAGCCUAAUGCUAAUACUACUUUUGUGCAAUUACAAAAUGAAGCAAGUAAUGGCAUUGAAUUAUUAGGUACUACAUAUCUAUCCUCAGCGAAAGGCGCCGAGAGACCAAAUUCACCUAUAUCGAUUGUUAACGAUACGUAUAUACCUACAAUGCACAUAAAUAAAGCAGAUUUAAAUGUAACAUGCAAUAUUCUGCCAGAUGAAAUCGAAUCUGUAACUUCUCUUCUCACACGUGAUACACUCGCGAAGGAAAGCGCUUUAGAUAUAUCUUUCAAGGUAUCUGCCUAUAAUCGAUCUACGCCGAUGAAUCCAAAUAUGCCGAACGCAACAUCGAAAUUUGCUACGAAACAUUUGGACCAACUGCAAUCAGCUGUGCAUCCCAUGUCAUUAAGGCGAGAAUUGCUAGCAGAGAUUCAACGAAGCGGCGAACGUAAGCUGGAUUCCACGUACAAUCAUAUCUCUAGCGAUCAUCUUGAUAUGAAAAAUACUAAGGAAAAUGUUCAUACAGCCUAUAACGAAAACGAGACUGACGGUUCUUCGACGAACAAAUACUACACGUACAAAAAGUCAGCGUUUACCAGAACGAUCAGUCAGUAUUCAAACCAGAAUGAAACUACUGUAACCGCUCAAAAGGAAUUGCCAAUGGACCAACGUAAAUUUUAUACUUUUACAAAAAAAAAUAACCCCAUCGAAAGAACUGAUAAUAUCGCUAGUGAGAACGUCGAGACUCAUCCAAGCAUGGAUAACACGUUUUGUAAACCCCAUUUUCCGAAAAUGCAACAAAAGAGAAACGUAACGAAGACGUUGUCAAAAUUGCCACAAUUUCUGCAGAAAUCCAAUCCCAAUCUUGUAUCGAGUUCGCUAAAAAAUGUCAGCGGUAUGCCUAUUGUUCGUACAGGUAUAUCCAGUAUAGGAUACAUUAAAGGCUCGCAACCCAAUAUUAAGCAAAAUAUCGCGAAAAAGUCGCAGCUACCGAGUAAAUUGCAUCCGUAUGGAAAGAUAAAGAGCGGCUCCGAACAACGGCUGCUCGAAGCCAAUGUGAAUACGAAUAAUCAGUUUCCAAUGGAGAGUGUGAUUGCUGGCUCAACAGAGAGCAUAGAGAGCACUCACAGCGUUCACAGCGCUCCCGACCUGGAUGACAGACUUAGUACAUGCUCUGACAGCAGUAAUCAUAAUUCGUACACCAAACAAACAAUGAAUAUCGAGCAAUUACAUAAAUUGGUGCGAAUGCAAGAAGAGAGUUUAAAGCAAGAUUCAUCGGUCAAACCGUACAGGCAAGUUUUAGAGAACACGUGGGUUGAAGCGAAAAAGGAUUUGCCUUCCCCAAUUUCGAAAAACGGGGUGCAACAUAGCGAGAUUGACAACCAUUCACUAAAUAAUGAUUUAAGUAUGAAAAGCAGCUCUCCGAUAAUGAGUCCUAUUGGGUCUAGUCACGCAUUAAACGAUGGAAAUGCCGAAGGUAACAUAGCAAAGACCAAGGAUGAAAUUGUAGUAAUUGAAAAAACAGAGGAUCCGAAUCAAGUAGUGCCUAAAAUUGAGAAUAAAACUCGGUUGAGACAACCGACCAAUUGGAGCACCGGAAGCAAGCCAGCUGCUGUGAUAAGCGGAAUUCCUAGACCCGCCUCGCGUAUACCGGCUUUCAGAUUUGUUCGGCCGAACGCGAAAACCACUCAAAUCGAUUUGAGAAAAAGAUGCACAUGAAAUCCCGAAUAAUAAAAGCAAAGAAAUACAAUAGCUUACAAAUAUUUAGUUUAACCACUAAUAUGGUAAU